Molecule: messenger RNA, 2685 nt
Organism: Elgaria multicarinata webbii
Lineage: Eukaryota; Metazoa; Chordata; Lepidosauria; Squamata; Anguidae
Product: sodium- and chloride-dependent creatine transporter 1-like
Exons: 14
Coding region: 256-2193 (645 amino acids)
Biological process (GO): sodium ion transmembrane transport
Cellular component (GO): plasma membrane
Molecular function (GO): gamma-aminobutyric acid:sodium:chloride symporter activity
Source: RefSeq, a predicted model, not a curated record
GCUGAGCGAUGGAGCAUCUGCUCAGCCUGGUCCGUGCUGCCUGGUUUUGAGCUCAAGGCCCUGCCCAGGCUCUCGCCCACUGCCCAUUUUCCUGGUGUAAAUCCCCAUCAAUGAGGUUCUUCCGUCUCACCUUCAAGUGCUUUGUGGAUUGCUUCUGAGGCUGCACCCUGAUCCCCUCCCAGACCCGGAGCCAGUUUCCCGACCCGACACCCGUCUCAGACUUCUGCCGCGGAGCCCUGCCGCCAGCCCAGUGCCAUGGCUCCAGUGCCCACCGAAGCAUGCUCAGAGGGCAGUGGGUGCUCAGAGGUGGCCGAAGCAGAGAGUGCCGAGCCUGUCAGUGGCUCAGGGGAAUCCACCCUUGAGGAGAGAGCCAUCACUGCCCCUCUGGUGGUGCCCAUGGGCCCUGCGAAGCUGCCCUUUCCUGAGCGGGAGACCUGGACACGGCAGAUGGAUUUCAUCAUGUCUUGUGUGGGCUUUGCUGUAGGGCUGGGUAACGUCUGGCGCUUUCCCUACCUCUGCUACAAAAAUGGAGGAGGUGUCUUCCUGAUUCCUUAUCUGCUAAUCGUCUUUGUCGGGGGGAUCCCCGUCUUCUUCCUGGAGGUGGCCCUGGGGCAGUUUAUGAAGCAAGGUGGGAUCGCUGCCUGGAACAUUGCUCCCCUCUUCAAAGGUCUGGGCCUGGCCUCGAUGGUCAUUGUCUUCUUCUGUAAUUCCUACUACAUCAUGAUCCUCGUCUGGGGUCUCUUCUACCUGGUUCACUCCCUGACAGAGACCCUGCCGUGGGCCACCUGCGGCCACUCGUGGAACUCCAACCAGUGCACCGAGCUCUUUGGUCUGGGCGGCUGUGGCAACAACACCAGCAAUGGCACCGCCGGCAACUGCAGCCUGACUGACAAGCGCUCUCCCGUCAUUGAGUUCUGGGAGAACAAGGUGCUGCACAUUUCAGGGGAUCUGGCUGAGCCAGGAGAGCUCAGCUGGCAGUUGAUCCUCUGCCUCCUCACAACUUGGGUCAUUGUUUAUUUCUGCAUCUGGAAAGGGGUCAAGUCAACCGGGAAGGUGGUGUAUUUCACGGCACUCUUCCCCUAUGUGGUUCUUAUUCUUCUGCUCUUGCAUGGGGUGACGCUGCCUGGCGCACUUGACGGUAUCGUCUACUACCUGAAACCUGACUGGUCCAAGCUUGCUGUGGCUCAGGUAUGGAUUGAUGCUGGUACCCAGAUCUUCUUCUCAUAUGCUAUCGGGCUGGGAGCCCUGACCGCACUUGGCAGCUACAACCGCUUCCACAACAACUGCUACAGGGAUGCCUACAUCUUGGCUGUGAUCAACAGUUCGACCAGCUUCUUUGCUGGCUUUGUGGUGUUUUCAGUCCUGGGCUUCAUGGCAUCAGAGCAGGGUGUGGACAUCUCCCAGGUGGCAGAGUCAGGUCCAGGCCUGGCCUUCAUUGCCUACCCUAAAGCCGUGACCCUGAUGCCACUCUCCCCACUCUGGGCUACACUGUUCUUCUUCAUGCUUCUUGUCCUGGGGCUGGACAGCCAGUUUGUGGGAGUGGAGGGUUUCAUCACAGGUAUCUUAGACCUGUUCCCGCAGCCUGCAGCAGGCUCACCACGCAGAGAGAUCACGGCGGCCAUCUGCUGCCUUGUCUGCUGCAUCAUCGACCUCUCCAUGGUGACUCAGGGCGGCAUGUACGUCUUUCAGCUCUUUGACAACUAUUCGGCCAGUGGAAUCACGCUGCUGUGGCAGGCCUUCUGGGAGUGUGUGGUGAUUGCCUGGGUCUACGGAGCUGACCGCUUCAUGGAUGACGUCGCCCGCAUGAUUGGCUACCGGCCUCUGCCCUACAUGAAGUGGUGUUGGUCAUUUAUUACCCCAGUGGUGUGCGUGGGCAUCUUCCUGUUCCACGUGGUGAACUACCAGCCUUUGACUUACAACAAGACCUACGUCUACCCAUGGUGGGGUGAGGCCAUUGGUUGGGCUCUGGCCCUUGCCUCCAUGCUUUGCAUCCCCUGCACUGUCAUUUACAAGCUUCUGCGAAGCAAGGGCUCCUUGCAACAGCGCUGGCAAUUGCUGACCACCCCAGUCUGGGGCCAUCACCACCUGGAGUACAUGACACCCGAAGCGGAGGCAAAGCUGCUGCCACCACCAGACAGUCUCGCCGCAGCCCCUCCGGCGGAGAAGGCUACGCUGUUUGAGACUGUGAUUUAAUUUCUCGUGCCCUCUGUCCCCAUAGCAAUAACGCCAGGCACCGAGACCGGUUACGGGGAGCGGGGGAUAGCAGGCGGAGCACUCCGCCCUUCACGGAGGCAGGAUCCCAACGCGAGAGAUCAAGGAAGGCCCCUUUGCUCUUCUUGCCCUCUGGUUGCGUCGAGCACUUUCCAUACGAGGCUGUCUUCAGGGAGGUACGUGGGGGGGAUGAAAAGCUCUGGAUCAGAUUUGGCUGGAUGGAGGUGCUCAGAGCAGCAGUGGGCAAGAACAACGCACGCACGCACACACGCACGUACCUGCACCACACACACCCUGCACACGUAGAGUUGAAGGGCUGUCGUUCAGUGGUAGAGCACCGCAUGAAGAAGGCUCCAGGGGCAGCCCCUGACAUCUCCGGUGAAAAAGAUCAGGAAAGCCACUGUCAGUCAGAAUAAACAACACUGGGCCCAGUGGCCUGACUCAGAGUAAGGUGACUUCCUAGGUUCCUGUUUA